Messenger RNA from Varanus komodoensis (Komodo dragon), 1938 nucleotides. It is a transcript of the gene INAVA, whose product is annotated as innate immunity activator. NCBI's taxonomy places the organism in Eukaryota, Metazoa, Chordata, Lepidosauria, Squamata, Varanidae. The record is from RefSeq and is a predicted model, not a curated record. The transcript is spliced from 9 exons. Gene Ontology annotation, biological process: positive regulation of protein ubiquitination; adherens junction maintenance. The coding region runs from base 1 to 1938 and encodes 645 amino acids.
AUGGCCACGGGGAGCCUCACGAGGCUUGCCGUCCCUUGCUGUGGCAAUCCUUGCCGAUCUUCCUUCCCGCCUCGUGUGAAGGGCCCCCCACUCAUUGCCUCGCUCGUGUUCGCAGACCAUCUUCUUCUUCUGUGUCCCUCCAGCAUCCAGAGCUUAGCCAUGAAGAGUAAAAGUAAGGAUGAGACCAGUGACACAGACAGUGGGAUCAUAGUGCAGUCAGGACCAGACAGCCCCAUGUCUCCAAUGAAGGACCUGACCCAAGCUAUGAGGAAACAGCAGAAGGCACUGGAGGAGCGGCUGGAGGCCUGCGUACAGGAGCUGAGGAGGCUGUGUCUGCGCGAAGCGGAACUGACGGGAAUGCUUCCCACAGAGUAUCCUCUGAAGCUAGGAGAGAAGCCCCCCAAGGUCCGCCGUCGAAUUGGCGCUGCUUUCAGAUUGGAUGAAAAAGCCAUUCUCUCCAGAGGAGCCGAUCCCCUGAGCACGCUGGAGAGAGAACUGGCCCUCCAGCUGCAGUUUGCCGAAGCCGCGCGGUGUCUCUCCCGGGAAGAGAAUCUCACCAAGCAGGUCCGCAAGCACCGGAAAAGUGCUGUGCUGAAGGAGGAAAAGAAGCUGAAGGAGUUGCAGCAAGCCCUCCAUGAGUACCGCCUGGCAGCCAAGCAUUCCUCACAGCUAAGGGCCAGUGCUCCUGCUUUAGAAGGGUUCUGUGUCUCGGAGGAGAGUUCCCCGUCAGAUGCUGCUCUGGUAGAGCAAGAACCCCAGGCCCUGGGCCCGCAUCCUCCAUCGCAGCUCACUGCUUCAGCUCACCUGCAGCCCCAGCAGAGCUCUUCCGUCCAGCCUCCACACCCUGCCCUGCUGGAAGGACAGAACCAUGGCCAAGCCAGCAUCCUGGAGGGUUCCCCCAUCCAGAACAGCCCUUGGAAGGAGACCAGCCUGGAUAAACCCUACGAGAAGCCGAAGAAGUCCUUUGAUACCAGCAGCAUGCCAAGCGGUCCAGGCGUGUUGUCCCAGCCUGCCCCCAGCCCCCCUGCUCAGGGCUUGGUCGAGCCUCCGCUGUGCCAUUUUGUUCCUACCAGGAAGCUGGAACUCAGGAGACAGUCUGGCUCUAGCGCUCCACCCACCCCAGAGUUCCUGGGAAGGCGAGGAGAAUCGCAGCUCGUAAGGGUGUGCUCAUCCCGGGAAGGUUUGGAGUCACGUGGAAGAAGCGCGUUGCCGAGGCGACGGCCCACCUACUACACUGUCACCGUCCCAGAGUACUGCUUCUCUGCACCCACGUCCAACCCAGUGGUCAAGCCCACCUUUCACUCUGCUUCGGAAGACAGCAAUUCUGACGUCUCCAGCAUCUCCUAUACUACAUCUGCAGGGAGCAGCAGCCCUGAUAUCUCCUUCCUGAAGCCGGCUCCCUCCGUGCCCACGGAGGAGACUCAGAGCCAUCUCUGCAAGGGGCAUGAAGCAGAGUACCAUUGCCAGCGCCCUCAGACGCUAGAGUGUCCCUCGGGCUUCUUCUAUGCCAUGGAGUAUGUGCCUGACAGCCACAGCCGGCCGACCUUUCUCUCCAGCAGCGCUGUUCACUUUGCCUACAGGGAAGAGCUGGUGCCGGUCAGGUUCCACAGGCCAGUUGUCUCCCACAGCCGGGUGAUGCGCACACCCUCCCUGAAGGACUGUCCCCUGGUGGGCCCCCGGGUGUUGUCCAAGUCCGUGGUGACAGAAGAGCUCAAAUCGUGGCACGAACGGACCCGUCUGCGCGGUGCAAGGCCACAUUCCCUGGACCGGCAAGGGGCUUUCCGCAUGCGCAGUUGCCCUGGCAGGGAGCUGCGCUCGGCGUGUUCCAUGGGGCAGCACGUGCAGGGACCUCGUAUUCAUAUCUUGAAACGCUCUCCCGAAGGAACCCCUGUGCAGGUCUAUGUGCCAGAAAACGGAGAAAUCAUAACUCAAGUCUAG